AUGUCGAGUGACGAAGAGGAAAUGCGCGCCAUCCGUGUGGGCCGUCAGUUCAAAACUCGGGCGGAGCGGCGGGAGGAGGAUGCAGCGCGAGCAAGAGCAGCGCAUGUUCAGCGCAUUGUGGAAGAGGAAGACUCAGCGGGCGACGAAGGAGAAGCUGGAGAGGACCGCGAGAGCGACGCCGACGCUUCCUUCGGUCCGUCGGCUCUUCGAAGAGCCCGUCACUCUGGAUUUCCUUCCUCUCUAACUAAAGGAGGAAGAAUCGCCGCCGAGACGCCGAGCGACGAGGAUUCAGAUGAGGACUUCGGACCCCAGCCGCUCGCGUCGGCUGCGACUUCUUCGCCUGUCAGAGCGGAGAAAUGGUGCCUCCGUCGACCCACCUCUUGUACAGCCGAAGAGGAUUCAGAUGAUGACGCCUCCUUUGGUCCGCAGCCGCUUCGUUCCUCUCCGUCUGAGUCUCCUCACUCGUCUGUUUCUGUCUCCUCGCGCGCGGGGUGCGUCCCCGACAAGACCACCGGGAUCGCCGCCAAGGCGCCUUCCUCGGGAGAAGAAGGAUCGCAGUCAGACGCUUCUGAGCCUGAACGCGCCUCCUCCCGACUCGCGCCUCUCUCCUUCGACGAUGACGAGGACUUCCUUCUGGGCCUGGCACCCGAGCCUUCCGCCUCCCCAGCCGCCUUGGCCGCUUCCUCCGCAGCGACCAGCUGCUCGGGAGAUAACGGAAGGAGGAACGAGACAGACGAACCCAAGUUCAGAGUCCCUCAAGGCUCCAGUCGGAGCAGCAGACGAAAAGGAAGCGCCUCCGAAGAGGAACAAGAUGAGGCAGAUGAAGAUGACGAAGGAGAGGACGACCUUGUCGAUCCAGAAGAAGCAGAAGCUGCAGCGCUGAGGACCGCGAUCGGCCUCCCCUCUGCCUUCGGUUUAGCGGGAGCGAGGAAGCCGGAGUGCAGAGACAGCAUCGUGAAAGCGAGGUCGAAGUGGAAGGCGUCGAGUGGAGUCGCCGGCGCGUCCUCGCCCUCUCAGUCCGCAGAGGGGAAGCAGUUGAAGAGAAGCGAAGAAGAUGGAAGCGAAGAAGAUGGAGAGGCAAAGAAGGAAGGCGCGCGGGGGUCACUCAAGCAGGAUUCCGACGAAGACGAAAGCGAACAAGCCGCGCGUCCCGGCGAGUCUGCAGAAGACGAAAUGUGGCGGUCUCUGGGCUUGCCCGUUUCCCUGGAAGUUUCAGUCCCGGCGCAUCAGCCGUCUCUGGCGAGUGCUCUUGCUCUCAACCCCAAGGCAAACCGAAUGGCAACGGGCGGCAGCGACGGAGUCGUGCGUUUCUGGGAUUUCCAAGGCAUGACAAGCCGAAUGCGGAGUUACAGGCAAGUGACUCCUGUGGAGAAGCACACUGUCGAGGCGAUGGCUUUCAGCAGCCGGAACGACCUUCUCUUAGUGGCCAGCGGCGAUUCUCAGUGUCGUGUGUACAACUCUCAAGAUCCGUCGCAGCCAAUAGUGACCACGACAAAGGGAGACAUGUACAUUCGAGAUGUCUCGCACACCAAAGGUCACACACACAAGGUUCUCGACUGUCACUUCCACCCGCUGGACAAGAACCUGUUUGUGUCUUGCGGCCUCGACGCGAGUGUACGCCUGUGGGACUUGAAUGCGCCGCUGUACGGCAUGCUGCAGACGCUUCCCCAUGUCGCUUGUCUCAAAGCCGUUGAUCGACGAGGCCUGAACAGCAGCGCGACCCACUGCACGAGUUGCAUGUUCACCCCUACUGCAGCGAAGAUAGUCGUGGUGGGAUGUGCGGACGGCUCUCUCCAGAUGUGGGGUAACGUCGGAAGCAAGAAGAACUUCGGUCGCCCUGACGCGAUCGUUCGAGAUAUCCAGAUGUCGGCCAGCGGAGCGUCUGCGGCCGCAGGGAGCAGGAGCAACAUGGCCAGAGGGGGGGUCACCGGCUUGCAAACCUGGCGAGGAGGCGAGGGCGGAUUCGAAAAUGCGAUUUUGUCGCUGAGGAGUUUUCGGGACGACUACCGGUUCGUGUCUCGAGGGGGCGAUGGACUUUUGGCUCUCUGGGACCUCCGGAAGUUCAAAACGCCUGUGAAACUCGUCGAGGGCCUGCCCACAGCUAGUCACCGAGCGGGAGUUUGUCUCUCCCCCGAUGAAAAGUACGUCUGCACAACCAGUCAACGCGGAGGGAGGUCGAGGAAGGAAAAGCCAUUCGACGGCUCCUCUGCGUCGGUUUCGUCGUCUCUCGACGAGGCGAGUGGAUCGCUGGAAGUCUUCAGUGCAGACAACUUGUCUCGGGUCGCUGCGUUCCCUCUGGCUCCCGGGGUUCAGCCGCUGCGCGUCGAGUGGCCUCAGGAGACGAACCAAGUGUUGUGUUCCUGCUCCGAUGGCAGUGUUUCGAUUUUCUUCGACCGAACGCUCUCGCAGAAGGGCGCCCUGCUCUUUGUGGACACACCACAGGGACGCCGACGCCGCGAGGAAGAGGAGGCUGGCGAAAGUCUCGUCUUCGCGAAAGAGUACAUUUUCGUCCCGGGCCAGCUUCCAGACGGCUACAAAGAGACCUUCGACGGAAAAAUCAUCAAGGUCAAACCCCGAGGGAAGGAGCGGCUGCGCCGCUUUCUGGAGACGCAGAAAACCUCUGUGCCGCCUCGACCGGCCAAGGAGGGCUACGGAGGCGCGAAUGUCGGCGGUGGGAAUAGAAGUCAGCACUUGCUGAAGAAGUUGGGACUUUUGGAUCCGGAGAAACUGCGUCAGGAAGAGGAGCGGGACCCCGUCGAGGCCCUGAGGGCGUACGCGGCGAAGACCGAGAAGGCAGGGUUAGAGAGCCAGUUGAUCAGCCGCGCGUAUGCGGUGACGCAGCCGAAUCCUGUGCUCAAUGCAGACAUGGAGGAGGAAGACGAAGACGAAUUCCUGAAACACCGAGAAAGGUGUCCACGAUGUGCGCUGCGCAUGUGCCAGUGUGGCUACAUGGAGGAAAUGGAGAAACGGGGUGCAGGCUGUAGAGGCGACAGUCCCGACAGGGGGAAGAAGAAACAACGGACGGCAGCAGCGGAGCACGUAGAGAGAAGGUAA
Molecule: messenger RNA, 3054 nt
Organism: Toxoplasma gondii ME49
Lineage: Eukaryota; Apicomplexa; Conoidasida; Eucoccidiorida; Sarcocystidae
Product: WD domain, G-beta repeat-containing protein
Exons: 2
Coding region: 1-3054 (1017 amino acids)
Biological process (GO): regulation of DNA double-strand break processing
Cellular component (GO): site of double-strand break; nucleus
Molecular function (GO): protein binding
Source: RefSeq, a predicted model, not a curated record